Messenger RNA from Kwoniella botswanensis, 687 nucleotides. RefSeq lists its product as uncharacterized. The record is from RefSeq and is a predicted model, not a curated record. The transcript has 3 exons. Bases 1 to 687 code for a protein of 228 amino acids. Lineage: Eukaryota; Fungi; Basidiomycota; Tremellomycetes; Tremellales; Cryptococcaceae.
AUGUACUCCACAACAAUCAUACGAGCGUUAUUUCCACUCUUCGUGACUUCUUCGUGGUUCGUAGUGACGCAAGCCCAAUGGACAGAUGGGAAUCCAUACGAUCCCGAGAAAUUGACUUGCGCCACGGGACAAUGGUUUGAUAACGUCGUGGCUGAUAGGUCUCCUUCUGAACCUGGUAUGUUGAUCACUUCGUUUACGGAUGUAGGCGAUUGUCAAAGAGGUUGUUUCGAAUCCGACUAUCUCUAUUCCUACUGGCAAAAUUCGACUCAGAAAUGUUUCUGUCACCAGAACCGAGAAGUAUAUCCUUCCCAAGUGGGGAAUACCACUAUGAUCACUGAUGGAUGUUGGACGGGUUCUUUGGCUAGGCUCGACUACCUCCGAUCAGAUUUCAAUUCCGCAUUCUGCACCGACCUCACCACUAUAUCUACCUCUCAACCAUACAUUCAUGAAUACACAGGAACGAUCAAAGGCUGUAUCGAUCGAUGUGGAUACCCAAACAGCAAUUCUACAGCUCGUGCUAUCUCAGUCAGACCUAUAUUCGCUACCGAUCCCAAUUGGCAGACAUCCGUAUACGAUUGUGAAUGUUAUGAUACUUCAUGGAUUGGGACGGUCGAGAAUGCUGUACCGUGCGGGUUCGGGGUAAGACAUAUGUUUACUAGAUGGUAUAGCAGCGGUGGUCAGGCCUGA